Molecule: messenger RNA, 555 nt
Organism: Arabis nemorensis
Lineage: Eukaryota; Viridiplantae; Streptophyta; Magnoliopsida; Brassicales; Brassicaceae
Source: the annotation of a GenBank genome assembly
AUGGCUAAGGCUCUACAAUCACUGAGUUUCUGGAUAAUGAUGAUCUCUGUCCAUGUGAUGUCUUUGGUGUUAGCUCAAGACAGGGAUCAUUUUGUGGUUUAUGACUUCAGUCAAGCAGAUACAGAGCUGCAACAUGAUGGAAUGGCAACUACUCUUGAUGGCCGACUGCAACUUACAAAUAAUUCAACACAGAUGACUGGUAAUGCUUUCCGAAAAGUCCCCAUCAACUUGACAUCUUCUUCCACUUAUUUUUCAACAGAGUUUGUCUUUGCUAUUCUUCCAUUGCAAAGCACUGCCUACUGUCAAGGAAUGGCUUUUGUGGUAUCUCAUAUCAAAGACCUCAGUUUCACCUGUCUUGUCAAGUUCAAUCAAACCAAGCGUGCCAUUUCAAAUGGAGACGAUGUUUGUAGGACAUGUGAGAUAUGCGACGCAAUGGCUACACUCAAACCCAGUGAGCACUGCCUCUGCCAAUUCACAAGCAGGACAACAAUCUCAGAGUCGGACAGAGCCACAGGCACGGUCGAGAGGCAUUACAUCUUUGGCUUUGAAAACUAG